AUGGCUCAAACAAUAGAAAAGAAACCUGUUUCAUUCUCUAAUAUACUGCUGGGUGCUGGGUUGAACUUGUCGGAGGUCACAACUCUUGGCCAACCAUUAGAAGUGGUUAAGACCACUAUGGCUGCUCACAGAGAAUUCAAUUUCUUACAAGCUACAAAGCAUGUAUGGUCUCGUGGUGGUAUAUUCGGUUUUUACCAAGGGCUAAUUCCAUGGGCUUGGAUCGAAGCCUCCACUAAAGGUGCCGUGCUUUUAUUUGUUUCUGCUGAGGCUGAAUACAGAUUCAAGGUGCUAGGGCUCAAUAACUUUGGUGCUGGUAUCAUGGGUGGUAUCACUGGUGGUGUCACUCAAGCUUAUUUAACCAUGGGGUUCUGUACCUGUAUGAAGACUGUGGAGAUCACAAGACAAAAGGCCGCUAAUGUUCCAGGUGUUAUUCCUCAAUCAUCAUGGCAAGUGUUCAAGUCCAUCUAUAAGAAGGAAGGUAUUAGAGGUAUCAAUAAAGGUGUAAAUGCCGUUGCUAUUAGACAAAUGACUAACUGGGGUUCCCGUUUUGGUCUAUCGAGAUUAGUUGAAGAUGGUAUCAGAAAACUCACUGGUAAAACUGGAAAAGAUGAUAAGCUAACUGCUCUUGAAAAGAUCAUGGCAAGUGCCAUUGGUGGUGGUUUGAGUGCAUGGAAUCAGCCAAUCGAGGUUAUUAGAGUAGAAAUGCAAUCUAAGAAAGAAGAUCCAAAUAGACCUAAAAACCUAACUGUUGGUAAGACUUUCAAGUAUAUCUACCAAAGUAACGGUCUUAAGGGUUUGUACCGUGGUGUCACACCUAGAGUUGGUCUAGGUAUCUGGCAAACUGUCUUCAUGGUUGGUUUCGGUGACAUGGCCAGAGAAUUUGUUGCUAAACUAACUGGUGAAAAGCCAGCUGCAAAGCACUGA
This is a messenger RNA of Nakaseomyces glabratus, 924 nucleotides long. It is a transcript of the gene YHM2, whose product is annotated as Yhm2p. Gene Ontology annotation, cellular component: mitochondrion. The record is from RefSeq and is a predicted model, not a curated record. Gene Ontology annotation, molecular function: tricarboxylate secondary active transmembrane transporter activity. Gene Ontology annotation, biological process: alpha-ketoglutarate transport; mitochondrial citrate transmembrane transport. NCBI's taxonomy places the organism in Eukaryota, Fungi, Ascomycota, Saccharomycetes, Saccharomycetales, Saccharomycetaceae.